Passer montanus (Eurasian tree sparrow) is the source of this 3639-nucleotide messenger RNA. RefSeq names its product serine incorporator 4 (gene SERINC4). The transcript is spliced from 9 exons. Gene Ontology annotation, cellular component: membrane. Lineage: Eukaryota; Metazoa; Chordata; Aves; Passeriformes; Passeridae. The record is from RefSeq and is a predicted model, not a curated record. Bases 727 to 2613 code for a protein of 628 amino acids.
ACGGCUGUUCGCACGGGGCGGGCCGCAGCGCGGCCGGAGGCGAGAGGCGGCCGAGCUGUGGCCGUGCUUCCCCGUGCCCGGUGCCGCCCGAGGCCGCACCGCCGCUCCCUUCGCGCCCGCGCCUCACCCGGGGGACAGCGCGUCCCGGCCGGGCCGUGUGCGGUGGCGGGGGAUCUGUGUCACCGCGGCCCCGGCCUCCGCCGCGUCUCAGCGCUCUCCCAGCACAAAGCCCGCGUGCUGUGGAGCAGCUGAACGGUGACGCCAGCCCCAGCGCAGAGCCCCCUGCAUCCCCUUGCCUGUCCCCAGGUCCUGCCCCUCUGGGGCAUCCUGCUGCCCGCUGGACGUGCUUCAUGCCGUCCACUGCCCAGAGAGGUACCCGUGUCCCCUGGGUGCCUCUGUGCUCGGGGCUGCUGCUCCUCCAGUGAACUCCACAGCCCCUCCACACAGCUGUAUGGUCCUGCUCUGGCAUCAGGGAGGCAGCACGGGCAGACCCCAGGUGCCCCUCAGGCAAGCUCAUGUCCAGGCCACCUGCCAGGGCCUCGCCUGCCCCAGGAGGGACCGGGGUGUGGGCAGGGAUGCCCACGGCCAGGAGUCACUGGACAGUGCCCACUGAGCACCCAGGGGUGGCUGCCUGGAGGGAGCAGGGAGCAGAUGGCAGGGCGGGCCGAGCUGACAAUCCCCUAAUCCCAUCAACGCUGCGGGGGCUGAGCAGAGCCGAGCUGGGCCAUGGCGGGCACAGCGGCACGGGGGCACCUCCUGCACCCGCUGCUAUUCCAGGUGGGACUCGGGGUCUGGCGGGGCUGGGAGCAGGGCUGGGUGGGUAGGGUGUGCUGGGCCAGGCUGGGAGCGGCGCUGGCCCCUGGGAUCCCCACUGACCGUGCCCCUCCCCAGCUCUGCUGCGGCUGUCACGGGCUCCGCGUGUCCACGAGCACGCGUGUCCUCUACACGCUCCUGCAUGUCCUGGCCUCGGCUGUGUGCUGCCUCAUGCUGUCCCGCACUGUGGCCCAGGCUAUCGCAGAGAAGGUGCCCUUCUCAGUGGUGCUGUGCCAACACCUGCCCGGGGGCACAGACUGCGAGCAGCUGGUGGGCUCCUCAGCCGUGUACCGGGUCUGUUUUGGCACUGCCUGCUUCCACCUGGCACAGGCUGCCCUGCUGCUCAACGUGCGCUCCAGCUCUGACUGCCGUGCGCAGCUCCACAAUGGGUUCUGGCUGCUGAAGCUGCUGGUGCUGGUGGGCCUCUGGGCCAUAAGCUUCUUCAUUCCUGAGGACAACUUCAUCCAAGGUGUGUUCCCCACACUAUCUGAGCUGGCACCCGGGCACCCCUCUUGGCCCCCACUUGCCCUGUGCCAUCUUUACCUCUGCCCUCUUCCCCCAGCCUGGCACUACACAGGUGUCUUUGGGGGCUUUGCCUUCAUCCUCAUCCAGCUGGUGCUGAUCACAGCCUUUGCACACACCUGGAACAAGAACUGGCUGACAGGUGCUGCACAGGACAAGCGCUGGUAUCUGGCCGUGCUGCUGGCCACGGCCACCUUCUACACCCUUGCCUCUGCCGCCUUCUCCUUCCUCUACAAGUUCUACACCCACCCAGCUGCCUGCCACCUCAACAAAGCACUGCUUGCCAUCAAUGGCAGCCUCUGUGGCAUCAUGUCCUUCAUCUCCAUCACACCGUGUGUGCGGCUCAAGCAGCCGCGGUCAGGGCUGCUGCAGUCCUCAAUCAUCAGCUGCUAUGUGAUGUACCUCACCUUCUCCGCACUGUCCAGCCGCCCCCCAGAGAGAGUGCUGUACCAGGGGCAGAACCUCACUGUCUGCUUCCCGGGGCUCCGGCAGGAUGAGCUGCAGACAGAGGACACCACCGUGGCCGUGCUGGGCGCUGCUAUCAUGUAUGCCUGCGUGCUCUUCGCAUGCAAUGAAGCUUCGUACCUCGCCGAGGUCUUUGGACCCCUCUGGAUGGUCAAAGUCUACAGCUUUGAGUUUAAAGUGAGUAUGGGUGCAGCUGGGCUCCACAUCCUCCUGCUAUGGGCACCCCAGACCCACCACCUCAAGGCCCUGUCCCAGUCCCAGAGAGGGACAGGUGUUUCUAGCCAAGCACAGAGGGCUGCCCACACCACCUGCCCUGGCAUCAGGCAGGGCUCAGUCUGGCCAAGGCGGCCACGGGGCUGGGUAGUCACCACUCUGCUCUCCCUGCAGAAACCUUCCUGUUGUUUCUGCUGCCCUGAGAAGAUGGAAGAGGAGCUGCGAGGCACUGACCAGACAUGUGAGCAAGUAGAGGAGAGUGCCAGGGGACAAUUCAUCAUCCAGGAUGAGCAGGACCGGGUGGUCUACAGCUACUCAGCUUUCCACUUUGUCUUCUUCCUUGCCUCACUCUAUGUUAUGAUGACACUCACCAACUGGUUCAGCUAUGAGAAUGCAGUGCUGGAGACCACCUUCACGCAUGGCAGCUGGUCAACCUUCUGGGUGAAGGUGUCCUCGUGCUGGGCUUGUGUCCUGCUCUACCUGUGGCUGCUGCUGAGCCCCUUCUGCCUCCACGGCUCCCCACAGCACCGGCGCAGCAGUACAGGGCCACGCAUCGUGCGGCGCCGACGUGCUCCACAGCGCAUCAACGUCUCCAUGUAGUCCCUGCCAGGACAAACUGCGCCCAGGGCUGGUCCCUGCUGUGCCCCGUGCCUGUGCCCUAGCCCUGCUUGGUCCUCCUGGCCUCCCCUGACCCCCUGUCCCAGGAGACAGGAGCACCUGAGAGCCUGAGGGGAACAUGGGAGGCAGAUGCUCCCAGGGAUACUGGCCCUGUGCUGAGCCAGGGCCACCCAAAACGCCAGAGCCAGCUGGUGGCAGGUCAGCCCGCAGCCUGGUUGCUCUGGCCUCACUGAGUGCACUGGGAGAGCAGGGCUCUGCCCUGGCUGCCACUGUCAUGGUGCAUUCACUGUAAAUACCUGCUUAAAUACAUUUUUAUAUAAACCUCUGAACUGAGCCUGUGCCAUUUCCCUGCGCAGCUGCUGCCAUGGGGAUGGAGGGAGGGGGUGCCAGCCCUGUGGAACACCCUGAGCCAGCAGCACUGCUGCAAGUCCCCACAGAGCCUGGCCCGGGUGGGGGGCUCUGCCAGACCCCGGUGCUGCAGACAGUGCAGGCUGUCCUCUGGGGAAACAAUGUCUUGCUCGUGCCUGCUGCAAGCACAGGCCACUGGGCAGCCUGCCACAGCCACUGGCACGGUCCUGUGGGCCAGCGCCUGAGAGCCCCAUGCCACCCUCCUGUCCUGCAGUCGAGCAGGCACAGCCGUUGAUGCCGGUGGGGCACAAGACGGACCUGCGGCCUGGCGUGGCCGAGGGGGCCCACACAGACCAGAGGCAGCUGGCCAUGGUGAGCAGCAGCUCCUCAGGGCCCCGGGGUAACCAGAGCCCCGCGGACACCCGCUGCCAGCCCCAGGCCCACGGCUGCCCGUUCUGCGAGACCAGCGCGGUGGAAGGCGGCGCUGCAUCUGGCUCGGUGAGGAACCCAGGCUGUCGCCGUGCUGCCGGAUCAGGCUGACGCCGCUGUUGUUGCCCUGCAGGGAGGUGGAAAGGGCGAUCGGCGCCGGCCUCGGCCCCGGGCUGGACGCCGCGGCCCCGCAGACGGCUGGGCGCUGCCGCCGGCCCGGAGCCUGGGGCG